Messenger RNA from Dromiciops gliroides (monito del monte), 3939 nucleotides. It is a transcript of the gene GMCL1, whose product is annotated as germ cell-less 1, spermatogenesis associated. Gene Ontology annotation, biological process: germ cell development. The transcript is spliced from 14 exons. Gene Ontology annotation, molecular function: protein binding. The record is from RefSeq and is a predicted model, not a curated record. The coding region runs from base 137 to 1699 and encodes 520 amino acids. Lineage: Eukaryota; Metazoa; Chordata; Mammalia; Microbiotheria; Microbiotheriidae.
UUGUGGCAGAGGAGGGGUCUCCGUGAAAGCGCGGCGGUCUGGGCGGCAGGGGCCGUACCAUGUCGGGGGCGCCGCUGGGCCGCGCUCCCUGAAGCGGGGCGCCGGCGCUGGAGCCGGCGGAGUCUCCCGGCCACCCAUGGGCUCGCUGAGCAGCCGGGUGCUGCGCCGAGGCUGGAGCCGGGCCGUCCAGGAGCGGGGCUCCGAGGCGGGGACCGACGGCGGGGGCGCCUCCCGGGGGGGCGCCUGCUACUGCCGGGGCGGCCGCAAGCGCAAGCGUAGCAGCGGCUCCUUCUGCUACUGCGAGCCGGGUUCGGAGGACGAGGACGACGACGACGACGAGGGGGACGAGCAGGAGCGGCUCCUCAACACCCCCCGCAGGAAAAAAUUAAAAAGCACAUCCAAGUAUAUUUAUCAGACUUUAUUUUUGAAUGGGGAAAAUAGUGACAUUAAGAUUUGUGCUCUAGGAGAAGAAUGGAGCUUACACAAAAUAUACUUGUGUCAGUCUGGCUACUUUUCUAGUAUGUUUAGUGGGUCUUGGAAAGAAUCAAGCAUGAAUACUAUUGAACUGGAGAUUCCCGACCAGAAUAUUGAUGUAGAAGCGCUGCAGGUGGCAUUUGGCUCUUUAUAUCGAGAUGAUGUCUUAAUAAAGCCCAGCCGAGUUAUUGCCAUUUUGGCAGCAGCUUGUAUGCUGCAAUUGGAUGGUUUAAUACAACAGUGUGGUGAGACAAUGAAGGAAACAAUUAAUGUGAGAACUGUAUGUGGCUAUUACACAUCAGCAGGGACCUAUGGAUUAGAUUCUGUAAAGAAAAAGUGCCUUGAAUGGCUUCUAAAUAACUUGAUGACUCAUCAGAGUGUUGAUCUUUUCAAAGAACUCAGUAUAAGCCUUAUGAAACAGCUGAUCUGUUCUUCUAAUCUAUUUGUAAUGCAAGUGGAAAUGGAUGUAUACACUGCUCUCAAGAAGUGGAUGUUUCUUCAGUUAGUGCCUUCUUGGAAUGGAUCAUUAAAACAACUUUUACCUGAAGCAGAUAUCUGGUUUUCCAAGCGUAGGAAAGAUUUUGAAGAUAUUGCAUUCCUUGAAAUUGAUCAGGGAAAAGCUUUUGUACCAGUAUUCAGACACUUGAGGUUGCAGUAUAUCAUCAGUGAUUUAGCUUCUGCAAGAAUCAUUGAACGAGAUGCUCUAAUACCUUCAGAAUGGUUGGCUUCUGUUUACAAACAGCAAUGGUUUGCUAUGCUCAGGGCAGAACAAGACAGUGAUACAGGACCUCAGGAAAUUAAUAAAGAGGAACUUGAAGGAAAUAGCAUGAGGUGUGGUAGAAAACUUGCCAAGGAUGGUGAAUACUGCUGGCGGUGGACAGGGUUUAACUUUGGCUUUGACUUACUUGUCACUUACACCAAUCGCUAUAUUAUUUUCAAACGAAACACACUGAAUCAGCCGUGCAGUGGAUCUGUCAGUUUACAGCCUCGAAGAAAUAUAGCAUUCAGAUUACGUCUGGCUUCUCUUGAUAGUAAUGGGAAACUGAUUUGUAGCAGAACAACUGGAUACCAAAUACUUACUCUUGAAAAGGAUCAGGAGCAAGUGGUGAUGAAUUUGGAUAGCAGACUUCUCAUCUUUCCUUUGUUUAUCUGCUGUAACUUCCUGUAUAUAUCACAAGAAAAAAAACCUGAGAGUGGCGGUCAACUAGAGAAUACAGAAAACUGAGCAAUCUGGUCGAAUGGAAUACAGUUGCACUUUGAAAAUGUUUUAUUUUUACUUUAACAUUAUGGCCCUACUGAUAUACACAAAUAAGGUGACUAAUAAUGAGAAAGGCCUUAUGAACUGUAGCAGAUGAUAUGUAUAACUUACUUUUUAUCCUCAGUAUAAUUCUAUGCAUAUAUGAAGAAAGUGAAUUUUGAAGCCAAGAAAAUCCUGCCAAAACUAAUUAUGCUAUGAAAAUGUCAACUUGUGCUUUAUGUUUAGUGUUGGCAGACAAGAACUGAAAAUUAAUGGGACAUUCCACAUUUUUCUAUCAAACUAAAUACAUAUAUGCUUUUGUAGAUAAAGUUUGACCCUAACCUGAUGUUGGUGAACUUUGGUUACAUAUCUAUUAAUUUUCUAUUGGUUGGAUGAAAAAGAACUUAAGAAAUUAUUUGAACAGCUGGCUACAAAUUUGAUGAUGUCUUUAAAGUUGCCCUUCAAUUUUAUCACUCAAUCUCUACUGAUUCUGCUUUCCUCUUCUUGUCUGUGUCCCUUCAAUUUAUACUUGAUUUGUGAAUGAUUUCACAUCCCAUAUAUGCCUUGGGGAGUUGGAACUAACUAACCUGAGGGACUGUAUUUGUAUUUUUCAACUUAAGAUAAUUUUUUCAUGUUUUGCCUUUAUUUUCAUUUUUCUAGGAUUUAAAAUCAUCAGUCUGACUUUCAAAGAAGCUUAUUUUUGGAGGAAAAGUAAUUUUUAUGCAUCUUAUUUUGCUUCUAUAAAGCAGUUCCUUUUCCUUCCAGUGUUCUCUCUUUAGCAUCCUGUAUCGUCUUAAAUUAUUAUUCAUGUUAUUUUGUGUACUAUGUAUUACUUAUUAAGCAUUUUUUAUUCUGUGCUCAUCUCUCUCUCUAUAUAUAUAUAUAUCUUUUUUUAAAAAACAAUUUUUUUAAGGAUCUGAUUUCAUACUUAAGCUCAGGAACUUGUGACCACUGAGUUGAGUGCCUUUGAGUUACACAUUUGAAUACAAAUUUAUUAGCAAACCCUGAUGGAUUCACAGGAUCCAAAUUUGGAGUUGAUAACUAAAGGUCAUUGUAAAAAUAGAAGAAUAUUUUUAGUCAAAUAUGAUAUAUACUGUCAAUAGUCUGUAUAUGUUGGUUUUCUAUGUUUAUUGGUAUCUUGAAAUAUAUUCUGAUUUUUUUUUUCCAGGCAGAGCAAGUACUUUGAUCAACCUAUAUUUUUAAUAUGUUGGUAAACUAGCAAUUUUUUAUUUGUAUCCUGUUUGGUGUACAAAUAAGAAACACCUAUUUAGUAAGAGAUUAAACAAGUUGACACAGUGUAUAAAUCCUUUCAAAGGAAUAAAAUUGUUUUACUUAAUGAAACCAGAGUUUUUGCUUUCCAACUAGAAGUAAUUUUAUUAUCCACCUGGACCUUCUUCAGGAAAAGACUUUUACCAUUUGUUAUCCAAAUUCUUUAGUAGAUUCAGAAAUUUAUUUUUACCACUUAUAAUAUUCUCUUGCUUGGUGUAAAUUUCUUAAAAGUCAUUUUGAAAGUUGUUUAUUUUUUCACUAUUUAAUAUUUCUCAUUUAAUAAAAUAAAACUAAGAAGUUUCCUAGUUUCAAGCUUGUUCACAGGAUGUCUAAAAAGAGAUUCUGCAUAUUUUUCCUAUAACUUUAAUUUCCAAGAUUCUUCUGACUUUGUACAUUAAAUCAAAUGCGUUCCCAGCUACUUCGUAAUUUACUUCAUUGACUAAUAAGCAAAAAGGACUGAACUUAGGAUGAAAAAAGGUUGAAGGAGGAAGUGAAUUAAGAAUAGACUUAUUUAAUAUUCCAUUUUAUAGUACUUGUUCAAUGCUAGAAUAGGUUCCCAGUAAAUUUGUUCUUCGCUGAUAUAAAAUUAGACUUAUUUAUAAUAAUAGCUUCUCUUGAGAGGUUGAGAAUUUAUUCUUCACAUUGACUCUAUAGACAAGCUUUUUCUAAGUUUUGUUUUUAUAAUAAAGACUUUUCAAUGAGGUGCUACUAGAUUCAGAAGUGCCAACAUAUAAAUUGUCAUGAAUUUAUUGAAGUUUGCUGCUUUCAAUGAUAUACUCAGUGCCAAUCUGUUGUGUGAAUGAAGCUUAGAAGAGUUUUUCCCACUAUUAUCUGUUUUAGCUUCAUGACCCAUCACUAUUGAAGUCGUCAUAGGUUCUAGAUUCUUUCACCCACAUGAUCAAAUGGUUUGGUGCAUAUGAGCCAAUCUUUUAUUUUCCCAGCUUGAUGAGCUUGUCUGA